Molecule: messenger RNA, 822 nt
Organism: Caenorhabditis briggsae
Lineage: Eukaryota; Metazoa; Nematoda; Chromadorea; Rhabditida; Rhabditidae
Exons: 9
Coding region: 1-822 (273 amino acids)
Biological process (GO): cGMP biosynthetic process; receptor guanylyl cyclase signaling pathway; intracellular signal transduction
Molecular function (GO): guanylate cyclase activity; peptide receptor activity
Source: RefSeq, a predicted model, not a curated record
AUGUAUCUUUAUGGACUCUCGCACGUCAGAUGGCGAGAAGAAUUCGCGGAUUGCACUCUCCUCUUCACCGACAUUGUCACAUUUACCAACAUUUGUGCCCUCUGUACACCAUAUGACGUCGUCACCCUUCUCAACGAUCUUUAUCUUCGAUUUGAUCGAUUGGUCGGAUUGCACGACGCCUACAAAGUGGAAACCAUUGGCGAUGCCUAUAUGAUCGUUGGGGUGUCCCAGAGCACUGUAGCAUUCCUUGGAAUGUUGAUGGAAUCCAAAUUGGUCCUUUCUCCAAUCACCCAUAAACCCAUCAAAAUUCGUUUGGGCGUUCAUUGUGGUCCCGUUGUUGCCGGAGUUGUUGGAAUUAAAAUGCCAAGAUACUGUCUUUUUGGGGAUACUGUAAACGUGGCGAACAAAAUGGAAUCGAAUGGAAUUCAAUGCAAAAUUCAUGUCAGCGAAUCGGCGAAGCUGAAUGGCCUCAAAGCGAAUCCUUCUUACGUUUUCAUUGAUAGAGGAAAUACAGAAAUUCGGGGAAAAGGAAUGAUGUACACAUUCUUUUUAGAGCGAAACGAUCGGAAAAGUGUUUGGGAGCUUUGUGCCAGACCGAGAUCCGGCGAGCAAACCAUCGACGGCUACAUGGAGCUCCACGACCAAGCCAUUUAUCAAGAAGAGGGUACUGUAGAAUCCCAAAAUGCCGAAAACGGGACCACCCAUACAACAAAUGCUUCAAAUAACAAUAAUACUCAUCAUUCGGGACGAAAAAUGAUGAAUGGCUCAAGUGUGGACCCAGGAAGUCAUCAUGUUCGAUCACCAACUUGCACAAUUUGCUGA